Messenger RNA from Gossypium raimondii (Peruvian cotton), 1673 nucleotides. Its product is annotated as UDP-glycosyltransferase 43. The transcript has a single exon. The coding region runs from base 101 to 1588 and encodes 495 amino acids. Lineage: Eukaryota; Viridiplantae; Streptophyta; Magnoliopsida; Malvales; Malvaceae. Gene Ontology annotation, molecular function: UDP-glycosyltransferase activity. The record is from RefSeq and is a predicted model, not a curated record.
UUUCAAGACUAGACAGUCAUAUUAUCUUAUCUGAUAUACAUAGUAAUAAAUAAUUAAAGCUGAGACACAGAAAAAAGGCAAAGCCUGAGUGGCCGUGGCCAUGGCCAUGGAUAAAUAUGAGGCGGUCUUCAUCUCCACUCCUUCCAUCGGCAACCUGGUUCCUACCGUCGAAUUCGCCCACCACCUAACUCGUCAUGACCCUCGCUUCUCCGCUACCCUUCUCAUAAUCACGGUGCCCGAGAGAACCAUCGUCAACCUUUACACUCAAUCACUUGCCACUGCUAUCUCUCACUCUCACUCUCAUGUCAAUUUCAUCCAUCUCCCUACCAUUCAACCUCCCACUCCUGAUCAGUACCAAUCUUCUUUGGGUUACACAUCCCUCCUCAUAGACAAGCACAAGCCCCACGCCAAGCACGCCAUCUCCACCCUCAUGUCAACUACUUCUGUUGCUGCUCUCUUUGUUGACAUGUUUACUACUUCCAUGAUUGAUGUUGCCCAAGACCUUGGCAUUCCUUGCUAUCUCUUCUUUGCUUCUCCAGCCAGCUUUUUGGGGUUUAUGCUUCAUUUGCCAGCGCUAGACACACAACUAGCUGUCGACUUUGUUGACUCCGACUCCCAGUCUGGGUUUAUCGUUCCCAAAGACUCUGCAGUGGAGUUGAUCGUCCCCACUUUUUCUAAACCUUUGCCCCCAAGCAUGUUGCCCUCCCAUGUGCUAAAGAGAAACAAGGAUGGUUAUUUCUGUUUCUUAGAGAACGCACGCAGGUACACAGAGACAAUAGGUAUCGUAGUAAACACGUUUCUUGAACUGGAGCCCCAUGCCAUUGAGUCGCUAUCCAUCAGUGGGUUACCUCCAGUUUACCCAGUGGGUCCGAUUCUGGAUCAUGCUGGAGCGUCCCGAUGGCAUCCGGAUGGAGCUCAGCAACAGGAUUCCAUCAUGGAAUGGCUUGAUCAACAGCCUCCCUCUUCAGUGGUAUUCCUCUGCUUCGGGAGCAUGGGGAGUCUAGAAGGACCCCAAUUGAGAGAGAUCGCAAUUGGGUUGGAGAGUUCUGGGUAUCGAUUUUUAUGGUCCAUCCGCGAGCCACCCAAAGGCAAAUUAGAUCUCCCAGGUGAGUACACCAAUGUAGAGGCUGCUUUGCCGGCGGGGUUUCUGGAUCGGACGGCUGGAUUGGGGAUUGUGUGUGGGUGGGUUCAGCAAGUGAGAGUAUUGAGCCACCAAGCAAUUGGAGGGUUUGUAUCACACUGUGGGUGGAACUCCAUAUUGGAAAGUGUAUGGCACGGGGUUCCUAUUGCAACAUGGCCAGUGUAUGCGGAGCAACAAAUGAAUGCAUUUGAGUUGGUGAAAGAGCUGGGAUUGGGUGUGGAGAUAAGGUUGGAUUACAGGGAGGGUAGUGAUUUGGUAGUGGCUGAGGAGUUAGAAAGAGGGUUGAGGCGUUUGAUGGACGGAGAAGAUGAAGUGAAGGCCAAGGUAAGGGAAAUGGAGGCCAAGAGUAGGAUGGCACUGAUGGAAAACGGUUCCUCCUAUAAAUCCUUAACAUCCCUAAUUCAGGAAAUUAGCUGUAGAAUACAAGGUUCUGAGGUGAAAUACUGAACCGUUUGGAAAGACAGAACUAGCUACAAAUGUAUUGUGGUCACUUUCUCACAAUGGUUAUAUUUAUUGAAAUGCUUUAUUUGUA